CAUCAAUUUCUUUUAUCCAAGAAAAUAUAUUCCAUUUACCUAAUGGCUAAUUCUAACGGACUAAUUACUGUAAGUUCAUGUCAACCAUAUUCGUGGAUAAUUGAUCGGCGAUUGUUUUGGCCCAAUAACAACAACACUUCCAAGUAAAAAAAAACAUGAACAGUUACAAAAAUAAAAACCAUGAAUAUUUAGGUUGAGAUGAACCUCCAAUCAUUACUCAUUAGGUUAAACACCAUUCCCUUUUAAAAAUUCCAUUAUUUCUGUCCUUUUUUUCCAUUUUUCUUGUAUUUUGGUUUGUCUUCUUGAUGUUACAUUCUGAUCACAUUCAUGAGAUAGAAACAAGAUCACAUUCUGCAAGUCAACCAAAUAAAUCCUCUGAAAAGUUUAUCCUCUUGUAAUAACUUAAUUAUCAAACAAAACUCUGUAAAACUGCCAUUAAAUUUCGAUUAACCAUUUAAAACGUCUGUAGAUAAAAAAAUUCUUACGUUGGUAUGGGGAAAAUGAGGUGGCAAUGCAUUGGUUUGUUGAUUAAUGACGAGACAUUGCCAAACAAGUCUCCCAAAUCCACAAAACCUAACCCACUCUUUGCUUACAGACCCCAAUCAGUUAUGUCCUGACUCCACCAUCUCUAUCUCAUGAAUUUUAAAUUUUUGAAAGAAAAAAAACAAAUGAAAAUAUUGGAACUCGAACAAUCAUUUCUUGAAAUAUGUAACUGCUCCUCCUAUCUUUAAAAUAACUGUAGUCACCGGUUUGGGUAAUUCUUACCCCAAAAAAAUAGCAACAUGGAGUAUGUAGAAGCAUUCCUCAGUGAUUUCUCCGUCGAUGACCUUCUUGACUUGUCUAGCACGGACGCUUUCGUACGAGAGAAGUCUUCUUCUUCACCAAGAGAAGAAGAACGUGAGAAAGCUAACAGCUCUUCCGACCAAAUCACCCUUCUUUCACCUCUCGAAGAUAUCUUAUCUCUUCCCGGCUCUGACUCUAAGCUCAACGUUCCAGUUGGUGAUUUUGAAGACCUAGAAUGGCUUUCCAAUUUCGUAGAUGAUUCUUUUCCGGAGUCUUAUCUUUACGGUGACUUUCAGGUGAAUCCAGUUGAGACAGUGGAGGUUCAGAGGCAGUGCAUUCCGGUUAAACCCCGAAGCAAACGCCGUCGUACCAAUGGCCAUCUAUGGUCCCUGGAGUCACCCUAUUCCUUCGGAAAGAAGAAGAGAGGGAGACCGAAGGCAGAGACGUCGUCCGGGGACGGUAUCCAGCAGCAGACGAGGCGGUGCUGCAGCCAUUGUGGGGUCCAGAAAACGCCUCAGUGGAGGAUGGGUCCGUUAGGUGCGAAGACGCUGUGUAAUGCGUGUGGGGUCCGGUUUAAGUCGGGUAGGCUUUUACCCGAGUAUAGACCGGCUUGUAGCCCGACGUUUUCGACUGAGAUUCACUCUAACUCACACAGAAAAGUGUUGGAGCUGCGACUGACGAAAACGGCGGAUCAGGGUCAGGGUUAACCUGUUGUAACCUAUGUUUCUAGUUUACUAGUUUCAUAUUGUUAUUCAUAUGCAUAAUGUUAUUUUUUUUUAGAUAGACUACAUCAGUAAGUUAUGAUAAGAUAAUCAGAGAGAUGGUAGGUUGUUCCAUAUUCAUGAGUUUGAGCUAUGAUUAGAGAUAUUUGGUUUAUUGAACUUGUGAUUUAAAAUAAAAACUAUGGUCGUUUGGAACUAA
This is a messenger RNA of Brassica rapa (field mustard), 1704 nucleotides long. RefSeq names its product GATA transcription factor 7. Gene Ontology annotation, cellular component: nucleus. NCBI's taxonomy places the organism in Eukaryota, Viridiplantae, Streptophyta, Magnoliopsida, Brassicales, Brassicaceae. Gene Ontology annotation, molecular function: sequence-specific DNA binding; zinc ion binding. The record is from RefSeq and is a predicted model, not a curated record. Gene Ontology annotation, biological process: cell differentiation; positive regulation of DNA-templated transcription.